Molecule: messenger RNA, 1934 nt
Organism: Magnolia sinica
Lineage: Eukaryota; Viridiplantae; Streptophyta; Magnoliopsida; Magnoliales; Magnoliaceae
Product: cyclin-SDS-like
Exons: 8
Coding region: 1046-1672 (208 amino acids)
Source: RefSeq, a predicted model, not a curated record
AGACUGAAUGCUGAAUUAGAAUGUUGUAUGCUAAGUUUUUAACGGUUCUAAAGAAGAAAAACUAAAGCUUGAAAACUUCUUUGCAAGAGUGCAACAAGGGCCAAAGCACCAAGUACACUAGAUCUUUACAGACAGCACUCUCUGACAAACAAGAAUCAAGAAAUGUGUUACGAUAACGGUCGGCCUGAAAAUCCCCAGGUUUAGGUUUGGACGUUCACAAUAUUUGCUGGAUCAUGAAAUUUUUGACGAGAAGAAAAGAACUGAUGAAAGAAAAGAAGUGUGAUGUUUCUUCUUGAUGACCUGUAGAAAAUUAGUGUGUAGAUUGUUGUGGGUUUUCAUGAGCUUGGAGUGGGUUUCAGUUCAUCUUCCAGAGUGUGAUACCUGAUAAAUUUCUAUUGCAUUGCCAGGAAAUGUCAGGUUGCUGCCGCCAAAGCAGAUUUGAACUAUAUUGGCUUACAUGGAGAAAUUGGAUGCAUGGUGGAUGGUGCUGGGCUGGCGAUGGCUAUGAUGGAUAUAAUUAAGCUGCAUGGGGGUACACCCGCCAAUUUUCUAGAUGUUGGUGGGAAUGCCUCAUAAAGCCAGGUAUUUGUUGCAAAUUAAAGGUUAUUUGGUGUUCCAUACAUGUCUGCUGAAUAAGGAUUUCUUUAAAUCCUCCUUGUUCAACCGAGUAGACACCCCCCUUCUCUUGUUGAAGCAAAACAUGGUGAUGAGGAUUGAUUGCAAGAUGUCCAUGCUUCAUGGAGUUCCAAGUGCACACCAUAAUACAUCUAUUGCAUGCCUGGCAUUUAUGUGUGUUAAUGUAGAUUGUCAAUUUGAAGGGCUACCACAUGGAUUGUGGAUGGCCAGAGCUCAGAAAGCAAGUUGAUUGCCUAUCAUGGUCAUCCUUUUAGUGGCCUGAAAAAUGAGAGCACUUGUGUAUGGCAACCGAGACUAUCAGCUUGGUGGCUACCACAUGGAUCAUGGAUGGCUGGACCUCAGAAUGUAACUCGAUCAAACUCAUAGUCAUCUGAUUAGUUGCCUAAAAGGGAGAUGGUUAGCUCAAAUAAUGAGCAGCAGUCUCCAUUCAGCUACAAAACUCGCGACAAUUGGAUGGUCAGAGAUGUUCAAUCUCUGUAAAAAUUCGGAUGGAGAGUAUGUUGAGUUUUAUCAGCCAUUGCUUUCGUCGAUCCUAAGAGAGUCGUUGGUUGAUUCAGAAACAUCCGGCUGUAAUUCCACUCCAUCAGUCUGUUUUUCACUAUUUUUACAAUACACGAAGCAAUUGUCGAGGUUGAGCUCGCGUCUGGAAUUUGGAGUGUCUGAUGGAAUCGAAGACGAAUACUCUGAUGAAUUUACACUUUUGAGGUUCGAAAAUGAAGAGCAUGAAGAGAGCUACAAAAAGCUCAGGAACAGGGAGAGGAGACACGAGUAUCGACACAACUAUGCCAAGGAAUACGGCCCGACGACGGAGUAUGGAGAUGUUGUGCUCCAGCAGCGGCUGCUGAUGGUGAAUUGGAUUAUCGAGAAACGUGAGUUGCAAUCAACUUCAAGGCGAAUUGGGUGGCCAAUUUGGUGGACAACUAACUGGUCUCUCAACAUUAGUUUCCUUUUUCAGAUACACUGUAGAAGCCCUGGAGAUGCUGUUGUUGCCCAUGGUAAAAGAUGGUACCCAGGCUCUUGGCUCAAAGGGAAAUGAUGCUCCUUUGGCUAUGAUGUCCAAUAGAGAGAAACUUACAUUUGAGUAUUUCAAGCAGAUGUUUACUCAGGUUACAAACCCACCGAUUGAUCCGAUCUGAGAGAAAAUAGUCACGUGGAAGGGGACCUUACGGAAACAAUUCAUGUGGAAGGCUAUGUGGCAGUUUAUUUGUUUUGAAAACUUUAAAUAGGCCAUUAAUUUUGUUGAUUGUUGUCUUGAUGGAUGUUAAAUGGGUGAAACAUGCACAUGUUCAAUCAUUGGU